UGUACACUAUAGAUCCAUACAAGCUGUGUGGAUAUUGCCCCGUGCAAAUAAUCCUUGUAUAAUAGUUUGGGCACGUACGAUCCCGCAGUGAUUAUUGAAAUAGCCAACACAACAUGAGUACGCCGCCCAUAUCACUUACGAUUUCCCCAGAGGAGUACAAUGAAACAAUCCGAGAUAUCCAAACCAUGAAGGUAUCCCAAUUAAAAGAUCUUGCAAGAGCGUUGGGGUUAACCGUCUCCGGGAAGAAAAUAGAUCUUUUCGAACGGAUCAACACAUAUAUGGAUCAGGGCCAACGAUUUGGAGACUCCAUUAGAAUUGCAUCGAUCCGUGUCUUGGUGUCCAAGAUCUUUCAAAACAGUCCACUUACAGACUACCGGGCGCUAUAUGAAGCGUUGAGGAGCGGUGCAUACCGAUACUCUCAGAACGAUACCACCAAUAGUGUGCAGUCGUUGCCUUUAUCUCAAGUACGACCAAAACCUAAACUGGCUGUGAGAACUUCAACUGAAACAGAACCAUACCGUGGACAUCAACUUUAUUUCAAGGAAAGUCCAUUCUAUAGACUUAAACGGUUGAUCCAUGGUAGUCCAAACUAUGCGCCAAUAAAUGAGCUGAGAGGGACGUGUCAACAUCAGUUUGUACUUACACAAGAAGAAUCUAGUAUGCUCGUCAAGGAUAACAUUGAAUGUGUUUUACUUUGUGGUAUACCAAACCUUUCAUCCCCUUCUACUGCAUCUGCAUUUGUCCAAUACCCCAGUCCAAUAGAGCUUAAUAUUAACGGGGAAACGUUAAGUACAGGGGGUUUCAAAGGAAUCAAGGGGAAACUAGGAAGUGCUCGACCUGCAAUUAUUACAAAAUAUCUCAAGUUGGGGUUAUUAAAUACUAUAGAAAUGGUUUAUUUGGGCACAAAAGAUCCAUAUUUAUUAUAUUGCUACCUUGUUGAGAUGAUUCCAACUGUAGACAUCCUUCGAGAGGUAUCUUUAAGACCUCAUAUUCAUACCAGUGCAACCCAAAUGCAAAUUAGAAAGGAAACAGAAGCAAAUGAUGAUGAUGACGAUGAUUUGAUAGUUGCUACCACCUCUAUAUCGUUAAAAUGUCCAUUAUCAUACACUAGAAUGAAAUAUCCAAGUCGGUCCAUAUAUUGUACACAUAUCCAAUGUUUCGAUGCUUUGAAUUUCUUGCAACUUCAAGAACAACUUCCAACUUGGCAAUGUCCUAUAUGUAAUAGAGAAGUUCAAGUGUCCCAACUUGCGAUAUCGGACUACUAUAUGGAGAUUUUGACCACGACGAGUGCCGACGUGGAAAGUGUUUCACUUGAGAAAGAUGGUACGUGGAAAGCUAUGGAAGAGACUCCAAAGGAUCAAAAUCCAAAAUCUCAACAUGAUGAACUGUCACUGGAUGAAGAGACAAUUCCUGCAAAACGUCCAAGGCUGCCUGAAAUUGAAAUAAUAUCCUUGGAUAGUGAAUCUGAAGAUGAAGCUCCUGCACCACGAGUCGUACCCGCUGUGCCAACAGAGUCUCCGAGUGUACCUAAUCAACCUCAGCCUCAACCUCAGCCUCAACCUCAGCCUCAAACUCAGCCUCAAACUCAACCACAAUCUCGAGUCGAAACUCCCACGAUUCCCCCAAUUACUCGACCUCAAUCUCAACAUCUCCCUGGGACAGGAACGGAACAAAACUCGGAGCCUUCGCAAUCUCAAAUUCCUCCUCGUGUAAGCACGUCGCCAGUUCUACUACUGACCGAACGGCCAUCACCAAUUCAAUUGCCUGAUUCCCAACCCUCUGUUGUUCCUACUGCCUCAGCGUCUUCAAAUGUACGCAUGUCUUUCCCUGAACUCAACUCUCAAUCAUAUAUACCUCAACAACCUCAACAACCUCAACAACCUCAACAACCUCAACAACCUCAACAACCUCAACAACCUCAACAACCUCAACAACCUCACCAACCUCAACAACCUCAACAACCUCACCAACCUCAAACAAAUGGUGAAGAGGAACAAAACGAGAGACAAUUAGUGAGACGUUCUUUGGCUUCUCCGGUCACGGAAACACGUGAGAUUAGACAGAUUGAAAACAAUCAGAAUACAGAACCACAUCAUCCCCUGAACCCUCUGCUUCGUCAAGCACUGGUACUGAAAAUUUCGGAUCAUGGUGCAUCGAAUACAGUAGCUGCUACCACACCCGCUACCUCGGUUGUCCCAGCAUCCGAAUCUCGAGCUCACUCAACUGAGAAUCAAUUCAUUCAACACCACUUCCAUGUAAGUACUCCUCAAAACUACUUCGAGCAACAACAUCAACGCAAUCUCCAAGUGCUCAAUCCUAAUAUGUACGUUCGAAAUACACAACAACCAUUUCAACAUUCUCAUGGACAAUAUCCGGCACAAGGACCAUGGGAGUUAUUACAAUAUCAACCUCCACUUCAAUCGUCAAAUGUGCAAUCUCACUUGUCGAAUAUCCAUCUUCAACAACUUCAAGAAUAUCAAAAUCUUCAUAGGCGCAUAAUAGAAAUGCAGAAAGUACGGAAUCCUCUGCCUUUGGUUUUGCAACAGCUUCUGCGCGAUUCACAGCUAUUUGCAACUUAUACGCGCUACAUGCAACAGUUAGAUCACCAGAUGCAAUCUCUUCGACAGCUUGGAUCGCCGCAGCAAACUCAGCAACCGCAUGGUUACAAUGUAACACAUCCAUCCAGACUACAGGAUUUAACUCUUGAACAAGCAGGACAUCCCUCUGUACGCCCUCAUGCACAACCAACACCAAAAUCGUCGGAGCGAAGAAGAGUUCAACGCAAUAUGUCAGAGUUGCCAGUUCGUCAAUUUGUACCUACUGGUACUCGAAAUUCAACUCCAGAAGAGAGUGGGUCACUAAAUCAUGCUCUGAAGAGUAUCGAACCGCACCCUAGACCUCACAGUUCCGAAACUGGCAUGAAUUCCCCUAUUUCAAACCAAAUUCCAGUAGCUGAAAGGGGUACUGUAUAUCCAACUAAUUCUAUUCUCAAUAAUCCUCCCACGGAUAAUUUGCUAGAUAAGACUUCGCAAAGUCUGGGCCCAGAAACAAAUGUUUCGAAGACAGCAGACUCCAUCCCGUAUCAAGAUAAAGAACUAAUCGUAUGCGAUCUGGAAAGUGAUGAUGAUAUGCCAUUGGCUCGCUUGCCACAACAUCCCAUUCAGCAUCAGCGUACUCGACCCCCUGCAAUUAACUCGGAUAGUGAUGAUUCGCAUGAUUCAACUGCUAACGAUAUGCAAUCAGCUAAUCCAGUAUCUGAUUCUCCUGAUGAUAAUAGUGAGAGAAACUCUCAUUCUACCGCAUGCAAAUCUAAUGGAAUUGCUACGACUGCCAAUGAACUCUCAAAGAGCACAGGAAUUAGAAGUAAACAUCCUUUAAAUAAAGACAGUGGUUCACUCCCACCUUUACCGCCACCACCGGGGCCUCCGCCACCAGGCCUGAGGUUAACAGCUCAGCAAAUUGCUCUAGCAGGAAAGCGCAUGAAUCUUUCUCAAGCACACCUUCAUAUUGCAGAAUCAAAUAAAGAGGAUGCCGUGCCUGGUAGUAAAAAUACCUCGUUAGCUUCCAAUGCACCUUCACUGAGAAUCGAUGAAAAUCACAGUUCAUCUGUUGUGAGAAGCCAUGUUGCUAAAAGCAGAAAUAAUUCAUUGGAUAGUGACUCGAAUGGAUCGAGAAGAGGUCUGUUUACAACAUCUCGUCCAUCAAAUUUGUCUAGUAGAAAUAAUUCUUGGGAUAACAACAGACAAACAAUACGAAAGUCUGUGACGUUCCGAGAUGAGGUACAAAUACGCGAAUGCUCGCCGAAUCCAACGGGUUCUGAAAUUGUUGAAGAGAAUAUUGAAAUGGAAGCAGUUCCUAGUACAGCCACUUCACCCGAGGCUGCCACAUCUUCUGGGGUAGCCGCCUCUUCUGUGGUGACCCCUAGUACAGCCACUUCGUCUGGGGUAGAGACUACUUCGAUUGCCACUCCUAAGAAUACCGUCUCGACACCAGUAUCUGAAAUUUCCACACCAUCACUCCAAGUUCAGAGUCAAGACUCGUCACAUCCGUCACAAGCUGACCAACGAUUAAAAAUCCAUAUUCAACGUCAAGAAGAGCAACAACAGCAACAGAGAAAACAAUCGCAAAUGUAUGCUAGACUUCAAGAGAAAAUGAGAUUCAGAAUGAGAAACCAAAUUCAUAAAUCUGAAGAAAAUGUGAGGUCAAGUUCAUCGGGUCAACUUCAAACGUCUAAAGAUCAGUCAGCUGUUGCUACUAACAAUCGUGAAAAUGGACAGCCUAAUAUGACAACCAUUCCUGGGCAAAAAGUUGGUACUGAUCUGAGAAAUACUUCAACACUCAAUAACUCUAGUUCCCAACCAACGCACGAUCAUAAUAAUGGCCACCCUAUAGAGACUUCCAAUGUUGCACCGACCGCACAACAUAUUGAAGAGGCCCAAAAUCGAACAUUUGACAAUGGCAAAUCAAGUUCAAUAUCUGCUGCUUCAACAAAUCACCCUAAAUAUUCGGAGUCUGUGUUUGGUCGAGCACGUAGAGAUAUAAGUCCAUUAACGACGCAAUCCAAUGAUGAAAAUGGUGGUAGUGAUGAUUCUAGUGGUAUACCUGAAUCUGAAAAAUACGGAGUAUUAGGAUUUGCUGUUCGUCCAAAGGCUCUUGGACGAUCCCUUUUGAGAGCCAAUUCCACGGUGGAAGUUAGCCCUAAUUUGUCACCUUUAAAUGGACAAAUUGAUAACAUGUCAAUAUCAUCCAGCAAGAAACGGUCAACCCUGCCUCAUAGACUGUGGAAUAAGAGGUUAAACUCUGAUCCCGUCAUUCAUAGCAUUGAAAAAAUUCAAAGAAUAGAAUCAGAACGUAAUCAGUCAAAAUAAUUAGUUACAUAUAAAUUUAAUAUUGAUUUAUUCUAUUUUUAUAGAGAUUAUAAUACAGUAUUUUAUGAAGAGUAGGUUCAUUUUGACUUUAACAACUCCUUGUUGUGCUUAUUUUUUUUCGCUUUUCCUUUUGUUCAUAUUUUUGUUGGUUGUUAUAUCUUUAAUAUACGGGCACACACCAUCC
Molecule: messenger RNA, 5052 nt
Organism: [Candida] anglica
Lineage: Eukaryota; Fungi; Ascomycota; Pichiomycetes; Serinales; Debaryomycetaceae
Source: the annotation of a GenBank genome assembly